AUGGUGGCUCGAUUGGCUAGGGUUUUUCAAAACCCUAACCCUAACCCUGUGAAUAAGGAUUUAGGGGUUUUUUUAGCUUUGGGUCAUUUAGUAACCCUUUUGCGGUGGCACCCUCUCCUAGCCUCACCCUUUUGCCUUGAUAGAUACCAAGCUAAAUGCAUCGGCAAGGAUAUCGUCCUUCACUUGUUCUCUGCAUGGGAUUUCGGCAUCAAAGCUAGCUGCGCAAUUAGUACCGUUGAAAACAAUUGCCUUGCUACUGUUCUAGCAAUACCUAAAGUGGCUAAAGUGAUUCCGGCUAUUUCUGAUGUGAAACAAGGUCUGGAUAUGGGUCGGAGCCUCUUGGUAACCGAGAACGUGGGGUGGUCUGAUCACUGUUUCCCUGCUAAGAAGCGGAAAGUUGGAAGACCUCUUGGUUCAAAGAACAAGAAGAGGGUUGAGAAUGUUCAUCCUUGGAAGCUGGCUAUGAAAUCUGGAGCAAGCUAUAAUUAUCCGAAAAUUCGAUCCUUCGAGAUAUGUACUCUUGAUGGAAGUGUAGACAUGCAUGGCCGGCCAGCAAUCAGAGCAAAAUCGGGAAGAUGGGUCGCCGGAAUCAUCAUUCUUGUGAACCAAGGUCUGGCAACCCUAGCAUUCUUCGGAGUUGGGGUGAACCUGGUUCUUUUCUUGACCAGGGUGCUGCAACAAAACAAUGCAACAGCAGCUAACAGUGUGAGCAAGUGGACCGGAACUGUCUACAUCUUCUCCUUAGUUGGUGCCUUCCUCAGUGAUUCUUACUGGGGACGCUAUAAGACUUGUGCCAUCUUUCAGAUCAUAUUUGUCAUAGGACUGGCUUCAUUGUCGCUAUCAUCGCAACUCUUCUUACUGAGGCCCAAAGGUUGUGGGAGCCAAGAAAAUCCAUGCGGAACUCAUCAAGGCUACCAAAUUGCAUUAUUCUACCUUUCCAUCUACCUCAUUGCCCUAGGAAAUGGAGGGUACCAACCAAACAUUGCAACAUUUGGAGCUGAUCAAUUUGAUGAAGAGGACCACAGGGAAGGACACUCAAAGGUGGCAUUUUUCAGCUACUUCUACCUGGCAAUGAACCUAGGCUCCCUUUUCUCCAACACCAUAUUAGGGUACUUCGAGGAUGAAGGAAUUUGGGCACUUGGGUUCUGGGCGUCCACUGCGUCUGCGUUUGCAGCACUGGUCUUGUUUCUUAUAGGGACUCCUAGGUACAGGCACUUCAAGCCAAAUGGGAAUCCUCUUGCAAGGUUUUGCCAAGUCUUGGUUGCUGCUGUAAAGAAAGGCAAGGUAAAUAUGCCAUCAGGUGGAGAGGAAUUAUAUACAGAGGAAAAAAAGGAGUCCUCCAACCGAAAGAUCCUCUACACCCAUGGGUUCAAGUUCCUGGACAGGGCAGCAUAUAUCUCAUCAAGGGAUUUAGACAACCAGAAACAGGGUCUUCAAGACCCAUGGCGUCUCUGCCCUAUUACCCAAGUGGAAGAAGUUAAAUGCAUUCUAAGGUUACUCCCAAUUUGGCUGUGCACCAUUCUCUACUCGGUGGUUUUCACACAAAUGGCUUCUCUGUUUGUAGAGCAGGGAGCUGCUAUGAAAACCACUGUUUCAAACUUCCGCAUUCCGCCAGCAAGCAUGUCUAGCUUCGAUAUCCUCAGUGUGGCAGUUUUCAUUUUCUUUUACCGCCGCAUUCUUGACCCACUAGUGAGCAGAAUAAAAAAAUCUGAUUCCAAAGGACUUACUCAGCUUCAGAGAAUGGGAAUUGGCCUUGUUAUAGCAAUCUUAGCAAUGGUUUCAGCUGGAAUUGUGGAGUGCUACAGACUCAAGUAUGCGAAGAAAGAAUGCACCCAUUGCGAUGGCUCAAGCACCCUAAGCAUCUUCUGGCAAAUACCGCAGUAUGCAUUCAUCGGCGCUUCUGAAGUUUUCAUGUAUGUAGGUCAGUUGGAGUUCUUCAAUGCACAAGCACCAGAUGGACUGAAGAGCUUCGGAAGUGCCCUGUGCAUGACAUCCAUUUCUCUCGGUAACUAUGUUAGCAGCUUGCUCGUGAGUAUGGUCAUGAAGAUAUCAACUGAAGAUCACAUGCCCGGAUGGAUCCCUGGAAACCUCAACAAAGGCCACCUAGAUAGGUUUUACUUCCUCUUAGCUGCCUUGACAUCAAUAGAUUUGAUUGUCUACAUUGCAUGCGCCAAGUGGUACAAGUGUAUCAAGUUGGAGGGAAGAUUUGAAGAAAAUGAAGAGCAAGAGAACUUCAAAGUCUGAUGGAAACAUCAAGGAGGCAUGUUAAGACCUAUGCUAGCAACCUAUAUUAAAUAAGACGAAUGAGGUCCUAAACAACGGGGUAAAAGGAACUGUUUUCUCACCAACUCUCUUGCACCCGUUUUUCUCUGUAUCUUUAGCAGCAACACUGUACUUUUUAUGUCCAGGCUUGUUCUAGUAGAGGUGGGUAGCUUUUGGUUUAGGUCUUAGGAUCUUCCCUCAUUCUCAUUUGUUUGUUUUAUUGCUAGCUAUAGACUUAACAUGCGCUUCUAGAGAAAUCUAUUGUACUGAUGGGAACUCUUUGAAGCUGUAGUAAUAUGUAAGAGAACUGCUCUGACUUUUAAUGGAAGCACCUCUUCCCUCAGACUUGCUUCUAUAUUUCCUUGUAAGAGUCUAGUGAAACAAUGUUAGCAAA
Molecule: messenger RNA, 2656 nt
Organism: Fragaria vesca subsp. vesca
Lineage: Eukaryota; Viridiplantae; Streptophyta; Magnoliopsida; Rosales; Rosaceae
Product: nitrate transporter 1.5-like
Exons: 7
Coding region: 1-2244 (747 amino acids)
Biological process (GO): transmembrane transport
Cellular component (GO): membrane
Molecular function (GO): transmembrane transporter activity
Source: RefSeq, a predicted model, not a curated record